Calidris pugnax (ruff) is the source of this 4616-nucleotide messenger RNA. It is a transcript of the gene GRPEL2, whose product is annotated as GrpE-like 2, mitochondrial (E. coli). Bases 86 to 751 code for a protein of 221 amino acids. Gene Ontology annotation, biological process: protein folding; protein import into mitochondrial matrix. The record is from RefSeq and is a predicted model, not a curated record. NCBI's taxonomy places the organism in Eukaryota, Metazoa, Chordata, Aves, Charadriiformes, Scolopacidae. The transcript is spliced from 4 exons. Gene Ontology annotation, cellular component: PAM complex, Tim23 associated import motor. Gene Ontology annotation, molecular function: adenyl-nucleotide exchange factor activity; protein homodimerization activity; protein-folding chaperone binding.
GAGCUCCCUGGGAGUUGUAGUUUGGGGCGGGCGGUGCCUGGUUCCCUUCCCACCUUCCCUCCCUCAGUCGCUCCGGGCCGGGGCCAUGGCCGCCCGCUCCCUCAGGCGUUUCGGGACCCUGCUCGGCUCGUCGCGACGCGGCAGUUUGUAUUUCAGGGAAUCCCCGUGUGUCUUCAGCACUGCAGCUCAGCAGAGAAGUACAGGAGACGAGUGUGGCCCAGAAGAUCCCCGUGAUGAGCCCAAGCAUCCCCUUUCUGAUUGUGCCUUAGAGCACAAAGCCAUCAAAUUGGAAGAACAAGUCCGGGAUUUAACGGAGCGAUACCGGAAAGCUUUGGCAGAUUCUGAGAAUGUCCGGAGGAGAACGCAGAAGUUUGUGGAAGAUGCCAAGCUCUUUGGGAUCCAGAGUUUCUGCAGGGACCUUGUAGAGGUAGCAGAUAUCUUGGAGAAGACAGCUGAGAGUGCCGCAGAAGAAGCAGAGCCUAGUAAUCCAAAUCCAACCCUGAAGAAAAUCUAUGAAGGCCUCUCUCUCAUAGAGGCCAAAUUGCAAAGUGUGUUUGCCAAACACGGCCUUCAGAAGAUGAACCCUGUUGGUGGCAAAUAUGAUCCAUAUGACCAUGAAAUAGUGUGCCAUGUACCAGCUGAGGGAAUGCAGCCGGGCACGAUAGCGCUGGUGACGCAGGAUGGCUACAAACUCCAUGGUCGCACUAUCAGACACGCACUCGUCGGCGUGGCAGUAGAGUCACAGGAAUGACAUGGGCUUACCCAUUGGCAUCUGGGACUUUUACUGAGCUGAGGACCUCUCAGCACUCAGUCACAAGUGCAGCUGCAUGUCUUUACUCUUAUUUAUUAAGCUAGGUUUGUAUUGUAUGUUGGCUUCUUUAUAAUGUGUGCAGUCAUUUUUUGCCAUUAAUUCUAAGGUACUUGUAUAUUUAACGUUCCUUUUUGGAGUACGUGGAGUAGUACUAGGAGUCCUGCUAUUUGUCAGAAAUGUGGCACUGUAGCCCCUUUCUCCGUUGCUCAUUUCUCCAUUAAGACUUGUGUGGGGAAGCGGGGAGAUUCGGGAGAGAAAGGGAAAUUCUCUGAGAGCUAAGGGAUCUUGUCUCCCGGUUCCAUCUCCGAGACAGACUCCUGCAGUGGCCCUCAGGAAAGUAACUUCUCUGCCUCAGUUUCCAUAUCUGUAUUAAGGGAAUAUAGUAAUACUUACUGACCUACCUCACAGGAAUGUGAUGAGGCUUUUUCUUUGCAAAGCACUCAGAAGAAGACAAGCCCAAAGGGCUGAGUAUUAUUAUCAGGAUGGUUUUGUUGUCUUUCCUUGUCCCCGGACCCCUCAGGUGGGGAUGAAGAUGAUGACUUGAAAUGACAUUUAGGGGCAGCUUUUUCUUCAGGAAAACAAUCCUGAAUUAAUGAUAUCUCUGUCAUUCUAGAGGUGAGUAGGGAUGAGGUUUUCAAGAGAAUUCCUAUGUUAGGUCAGACUUUAACGCGUUAAUAUUUGUUCUCCAGGUCAAACUUCAGCUCACCUCCUUGUUCCUAAAGGUGAAACAGGGAGUAGUGGUUCUCGAUGGAGACAGAAAACUGUUUUAAAAUCUCUUUCUCCAACCAAAAAAUAUAUUUUAGAGGAGAGUAAUCUUUCUUCCCUGAUGGGUAUUUGUGCAGCUUUCAAGCAUGAUAAACUAUAUGUUCUUUGUUGCAGCUGCUGGCAAAAUGGAGAUGUGCCCUUAAGCAGGAAAUCUGGACUGUUUUAUUUUCUCAGCUCUCCAAUAACGGUACUUGGAUAAUACGAACUUCCAGUUCACAUUCAGAUUCCACUUUUGUGUGGUCAUAGUAAAUAUCAAACCUUUUGGGUUUUGACACAAGGAGAAAAAUCUUUUCUACUAGAAGUCUCAAGUGCCCUUGAACUAAUUUUAGCAGCGGUGACGAGAAAGCAAGAGAAGCAGAAGGCUGAGGGAAGUGAAAGCUGACCUCAAGCCGUCCUCUUAGUUGGAGGCAUGUUGUUGUCUCAGCAUGGCAUAUGUAUUUCCCAGUGGUCCUUUUGCCUGGGAGUCCAUUUAUCUCAGCUGAAAGGAUGCAGCCACCGAGUAAGAUCAGGGUUUAACCCUUUACAGAGCAGCAGGCAGUAUAAUGACAGAAGAGUUACAUAAACCAGCCUGUAGCCCGCACUACGCAAAACCAAGGCAGGAGUGGUUGUUUUCAGGUUGUUUCUUACAGAUUCAUUAAUUCCUGCCUUUUUACUUACUGGUAUUGGAUCUGUCACCUGACAAUUAUUUGGUUUGGAAGAAAGCUUGUUCUCCUAUUCCUUCACAGGCUUUGGUUGCUUUUGUGCUGGACUGUGAGAUUACCACAGCCUUCAGUUAGCAACUAUCAACAGGCUUUCAUCUGGGGAGGCUGUGUGCAGCUAGUUGCUUCUCGUGCCAGAAAGUUAAGGCAGAUGCACGUUUCUAAUAUGCUCCUUCCAGGCUGCUUUAGUGGCAGCUGUAUGGGGGUGACUCGGUAGUGGAUACUUUCUGAAGUGUGGUUCUCUGCCUCUGCACAGUUAGGUUUUGAGGCAGGUGCUUCAGAUUUCAAUCCUGAAACAGUGCUUCAUGGCUUUGGACAAACCUCUUGUUCAGUGCUCUUGUUUUAUCUUGUUGUUGGCAAUUUCAGAGAUACACAGGACUUCUGUUCAUUGUUUUGCUGCUCUGCAUGGUGGCUGGGUCACCGGGUUACGCUGGUACUAAGGCAAAGAACAGGUGAAAUACGAAGCGUGGCGAUGCAAGUCUUGCUGUUCUGCCUCAAGACUGUCUGCAGCCUGUUCUGGGGAAACGGUGUCUUCAGCUGGAAGGAGUGGUUGGAUUCUCUGCUGCCUCCAGCCCCUGCUCUAUCAGCUGAGUCUUUUUGCAAUAUGAGGGGAGAGCUGGUUAUGGAAACUAACUUUGAAUGUGAAGCUUUAUUUAUAAGGAGUUGAACAAAAGCAAAGGCAUUUUACACAACAGGUAGUUUUCUGUCAUAGAAGGGCUGCGGUUUACCUGAGCUGGAUUUAAAAGUAGUGUGAGACCAGAAGUGGUGAGAUCCACAUCCUCUUUAAACUGACCCACAGAGCCAUUGGACUGUGAAGGUGCACUACAGAUCCGCUUUCGGAUUAUCUGCCAGGCCAGCCUGUCUCCGCAGCUACUAUUCACCCAUUUUUGCCUUAAAGAAAUACCCUAAAAUGCACUCCUGACCUUCUGUCUGUAAUAAGAGGUUAUCGGUUCAGCGUGUGUGUCUGGGAUCCGCUUUCUCUGAGGCACCCUUGUGUGGCCAGAGCAGGAAUCUGAGGGAUCCAGUUCCUGUGCCGUCUUUCUUGCCCUCCCACAGGCCCUGUUUAAUUUUGGGCAAGCUGUUUUCCCAGUUCAUGCCCCAGUUUUUUUCAGUCUAUGAAACUUCUACAGGAUCUUAUUGGGCUUUUAUGAUCAUUACUGUAAGAUGCACCCAUUGCUUAGAGACACUUUUACAGAAGUUACCAAAGAGAUAAAUACUGUAGCUGUUGUUUGUCCUAGUUUCUGCUUCCUUUGAACGGUGAAGUGAAAAUGAAAUAACCAAACCUGGAUUCCAUCGCAGAAUCCAGAUCUCCCAGGCAAAAUCAGAUUCUCUUGCCUUUCAAGCACACUUAAUGAUCUCUUUUAUCGUGGAUGAGAUUGCGUAAGGGUGGAUUGAAUUUUCUCCUUUGUAGGUUCUUGCUCCCUUGUCCGCCCUGUUUGUGUAAAGCUUGCACACUCAGCACGGUGGGGCAGAGGCCCUGCUGGUGCGGUUCUGUUGCACUCUGCAGAGUUACACCAGGGAGGAGCGUUUUCUCUCCAGCCACUUUAUUCAAUGACUGUUUAAUAGAGCACAGGAGCUGGUUAGCGGGGACGGACUGGCAGAGGAGAGGAAGUGUCACGGACCUCUCGGUCGUUUCCACCCCGCUCGCCCAGCCGUGAACUGAAGAGCUGGAGCCGGGCAGGCAGACAACAGAUCAGACGUGCGUGUGAUGGUGGUGUGGGGACCUGCCUUCCUGCUCGGGGGGGAGCGGGCAGCCCCGCCGUGUGUGGGGGUUUGCCCUGGUCUGUGACCUUCCUGUACCCCGACAGCGGGAUGGAUUUGAGUUGAACUCCUGGAGGAGCCUCCAGCGGCGCUGUCUGAUGAGCGUUUGAACUCUGACCAGGAGCGGUGCAGAAUGUGAAUGUCGCUUUGUGAACCUUAAAUUCUCAGUGCUUCAUCAGCAGAGCUUCUGUUGAAAGAGACAGCUGUGAUAAAUCAAUAGCUAUUAGCAGUCCUUUAAUUUUUAAACAAAUGUAUUUAAGUUUUAUAUUGUGAAUAUUGUAGUAUUUUUUUAUUUUAAAACUUGAGAUGUUUUGAUAUUACUUGUGAAGUCAAAUGAACAAAGUGUCGCUAAUCUCCAAAAAUCUAAGUUCAUUUAGUUGGUGAGAAACCUGUAUAUACUGUAUUUUUUUUGUGUUUCUGUGCUCUUUGUUUACCCAAAGGUUCUGAUUAUAUGAAAGACAAAGACUGAAGUGUGGGAGUGGUGCAAGUAAUUGACAACGACAUUUGAGUUAAUGUUGGAAAGGGCUGAUUUCCUUUAGAUGUCCAGAUACUGCCCAAUUGCUAAUAAAAAAAAAAAAGAA